AUGUAUGUGAAAUGCUUUGAUACAGUAAUGUUUUACUAUGUGAUUUUAGUGAUUUUAGUGAAUGUCACUUUUUGUCAUUUUCAAAUUUCCUGCCGUUCCGUCCACCGUACGUCCCGAUGCUCGCAGGGGACGGAACCCAGAUGACAGAUGCCGGCAUCCGCAGAUGCUGGGAACACUGCAGGACGGACAUCGCGGGAGCGUAGGACAAGGUAAGAGAAGAACAGAUCCCGGAGCAGCGCCGCAUGGUAUUCCCGAGUGUAGCUCGGGGUUACCACUUUUGCUACACUCAGGAAUACCGCCAGGGAGGCUA
This is a messenger RNA of Staurois parvus, 310 nucleotides long. The record is from the annotation of a GenBank genome assembly. Lineage: Eukaryota; Metazoa; Chordata; Amphibia; Anura; Ranidae.